UUUAGCUUGCUUGCUUGCCGCUUGCUAAACUCGCUGUGCUCGCUGUUAACCUUGUCUUGUUAAAUUUAAGAAAUCCAAAAAGGAGUUUUGUAUUAAGUGUGGAUUAAGAAAGUAAAAGGAUUUUUUGUUAAGUUUCAAGUAAACUUAAAACAAACAGUAAACAUGUCUGCUGUAGCGAAACCAAAGUCAGAAAUGAGCCAAGAGGAGCUUACAAAAAGAGAAGAAGAAGAAUUCAACACAGGACCUCUUUCAGUAUUGACACAAUCAGUUAAAAAUAACACUCAGGUAUUAAUAAACUGCAGAAACAACAAAAAACUUCUGGCACGUGUGAAAGCUUUUGACAGGCAUUGCAACAUGGUGCUGGAAAACGUAAAGGAGAUGUGGACUGAAAUGCCAACUUCUGGAAAAGGAAAGAAAAAGGCUAAACCUGUGCCCAUGGACCGAUUUAUUUCCAAGAUGUUUCUUCGUGGUGACUCCGUUAUAUUAGUUCUCCGUAAUCCCCUUGCAACGGCUGCAGGGAAAUAAAGUUUUAUUGAGUGUGUUUUUUAUUGUAAAAUGAAGACAUUUUGAUUCACGACCAUGAAGUCUAUCUUGAUUUUCAUGUACUUUAAUUGUUUGGAAAAUACAAAGAUUUGAUUAAAUAAUAGAUAUAUACGAGGAUUCUCAUCAGUUUGUAAUUUGGUAAUAAAUCUUACUUUAAUUGUUGUACCAUACAAGUUGUAACAGAUAUGUACCAUUCAAAUUAGACAUCAGAACCAAUUAAUGGAUUUUUUGUAAAAAUUAAACCAAAUGCUCCCAGAUGGUGAGAACUGUGCAAUUUAUUUCCAUCAAGAAAAGAUAUCGUCUUUCUAUUCAUGAGAAAAUUAUGUAAGUUCUGAUUCUGGUUCCUUAUCUUUCUUUUGUAAGAAUAAAUGUAGUUUUUUUAA
Molecule: messenger RNA, 926 nt
Organism: Homalodisca vitripennis (glassy-winged sharpshooter)
Lineage: Eukaryota; Metazoa; Arthropoda; Insecta; Hemiptera; Cicadellidae
Gene: SmD2
Product: probable small nuclear ribonucleoprotein Sm D2
Exons: 4
Coding region: 163-525 (120 amino acids)
Biological process (GO): spliceosomal snRNP assembly; RNA splicing
Cellular component (GO): U4/U6 x U5 tri-snRNP complex; precatalytic spliceosome; U5 snRNP
Molecular function (GO): RNA binding
Source: RefSeq, a predicted model, not a curated record